Molecule: messenger RNA, 1221 nt
Organism: Carassius carassius (crucian carp)
Lineage: Eukaryota; Metazoa; Chordata; Actinopteri; Cypriniformes; Cyprinidae
Product: endonuclease domain-containing 1 protein-like
Exons: 2
Coding region: 52-966 (304 amino acids)
Molecular function (GO): hydrolase activity; nucleic acid binding; metal ion binding
Source: RefSeq, a predicted model, not a curated record
UCUAUCAAAGAAGCACUGAAGUAAGACUGUCGAGAAGCUUCUUUGACUAAAAUGCAUCCCUCCGUCAUCCUUCUGGUCCUUGCCAUCACAACAUGGCUCUCUGAACACUUGGGAACUGCAACCGUGGUUGAAGACUUCAACCAUGUUGAGAGAUGCAAGGACUCGCUGUAUAUGGGCACUCCACCACGAGGCUUCAGAGAUAACUGGCUCAAGAAGAUCUGCCAGCGCUACGCUGACAAACCCAGAUAUGUGACCCUGUACGACUCCAAAAACCGUAUCCCGGUUUACUCAGCAUACACCUUCAAGAAAACAGAGGGUGAUCGGCGUGUGGACUAUCCCUGGAUGUAUGAACCUCAGCUUGCAGAGCUUGAUGGGAAUGGGAACAUGCUGCCGUUCCCCACCGGAUACUUACACAUGAAGUUUGAGGACAGCCAGGCAAUUUUGGAUGACUAUUCCGAUGUGGUUUUAUAUGAGAGAGGCCAUCUGAAUCCAGACCAGCACCAGUCAGACCCCCAGGACCGAGCAGCUACCUAUACGCUCACCAACGUCGUUCCAGAAAUACGUGAGUUCAACAUCGGACCAUGGCGGGAACACGAAGAGCGGAUCCGUCUGCGCCUCAACAAUUUCUGCCGGGGAACAGCCUAUGUUGUAACUGGGGUAACCACUACUGGAAACAUGAUCCGACGCAACAACCAGGACCGUGUUGGCAUCCCUGAAGAAGUGUGGUCUGCUUACUGCUGCACUGAUUACGACAGGAACGCACCACACAAUGUGCGCAUCCGCUUUCCAACCCAAGCUGCCCUUGCAAAGAAUGCAAAGGAUGGAAACAGAGUCCAAGAGCUCACAGUGCAGGAUCUGGAGAUCUACCUGACAAACAAAAUGUCUGUGGACAAGAACUUCCAGCUGUUCUAUGAUAACUGCAACUCACCUUCACCUCUUCCUUCCUACCUUCAUUAUACCAAAUGAUCUGACUUAUCUUCAGCUUAUAGCUUUGGUUGUGGUUUCUUUUUUCUUGCUUUCUUCUUUCCUGCAGGUUCUCUGUAAAUUACUGUACAAUUAUUUAGAAAUUUUGUAGAGUCAAUGUUAAAUUGAGUGGUUUGCAAUUUUAUACACUACUGUUUAAAUAUUUGGGGUAGGUAAGGUAUUUUUUUUAUUUUUUAUUAAUAGAACUUUGUUCCUAAAAAUUACAUUUAAAAUAAAUGCUGUUCUUUUGUUUUUUGU